AUGACGGCUACUAAGAUUGACGGUACUGCAAUUGCGCGGAGUAUCAGGGAGCGUCUGGGGCGACAAAUCCACCAGCGCCAGGAAACGAAUCCGCGGUACAGGCCGUCGCUGAAGAUUGUGCAAGUGGGAGAUAGAUCUGACUCGAGUACCUAUGUGCGCAUGAAAUUGAAGGCCGCCGAAGAGGCCAACAUCGAUUGCGAGGUAGUCAAGCUCCCCGAAGACGUCACCGAGGCAGAGCUCCUCCAGCGAGUCCACCAGUACAACAACAAGCCGACCAUUCACGGCAUCCUCGUCCAGUUGCCCCUCCCGAAGCAUAUUUCCGAGCAUGCUGUCACGUCUGCGGUCGCCCACGAGAAAGACGUGGAUGGGUUUGGAAUCACGAGCAUCGGCGAGCUAGCAAAGAGGGGUGGACAACCUCUUUUUACACCAUGCACGCCCAAGGGCGUCAUGGUCCUGCUACGAGAAGCCGGUGUCCAUGUGAAAGGGAAGCAUGCAGUAGUAUUGGGCAGGAGCGACAUCGUCGGCAGCCCGGUUAGUUAUCUUCUCAAGAAUGCCGAUGCUACUGUCACCGUCUGUCAUUCAAAGACGACCAACCUGCCAGAGAUUGUCAAGCAGGCCGACAUCGUCGUGGCGGCAAUCGGACAGCCGGCCUUUAUAAAGGGAGACUGGAUAAAGCCGGGCGCCGUCGUCAUCGAUGUCGGAACCAACUACUUACCAGACGCAACAAAGAAGUCGGGCCAGAGGCUUGUUGGUGACGUCGACUUCGAAUCCGCAGCCGAGGUCGCCUCGCAGAUUACUCCCGUCCCUGGAGGUGUCGGUCCAAUGACAGUUGCAAUGCUCCUGCAGAAUGUUGUCGACUCCGCAGACGCAGCGUUUGAGAGGCAGAAGACGCGGCAUAUCACACCACUGCCAUUGAAGCUCGAGGACCCAGUUCCCUCAGACAUUGCUAUCUCAAGAAAGCAGCCCCCCAAGCCUAUAACCGUUAUUGCGAGAGAAGUGGGCAUCAUGUCACAUGAGCUAGAACCCUACGGCUCAACCAAGGCAAAAGUCGACCUAGCAUUGCUGGAGCGGCUUGAACACCGCCGAAACGGUCGAUACGUUUUAAUUGCCGGCAUCACGCCUACUCCACUAGGAGAGGGGAAAUCUACUACAACAGUGGGCCUUGCUCAAGCUUUAGGGGCUCAACUCGGCCGCAUUUGCUUUGCCAACGUUCGACAACCGAGCAUGGGACCAACGUUCGGUAUCAAAGGUGGUGCAGCAGGAGGAGGCUACAGUCAAGUCAUUCCGAUGGACGAGUUCAACCUUCACCUUACUGGAGAUAUUCAUGCUAUCACUGCCGCCAACAACUUGCUUGCAGCGGCCAUUGAAACCCGUAUGUUCCACGAGAAUACCCAGAAAGAUGGUCCCCUCUACCGAAGAUUGGUCCCAGUAAAGAAAGGGAAGAGGGAAUUUGCACCAGUCAUGUUCCGCCGGCUGAAGAAGCUUGGGAUCGAGAAGACUAACCCAGACGAUCUGACUGAGGAUGAGAUUCGCCGAUUUGCUAGGCUAGACAUCGACCCGGAAACCAUCACCUGGCGCCGCGUGCUAGAUGUGAAUGACAGACAUCUUCGACAAAUCACCGUCGGUCAGGCCCCAACGGAGAAGGGAAACACCCGGGUUACAGGUUUCGAUAUAUCUGUUGCAAGCGAAUGUAUGGCUAUUCUUGCUCUCAGCAAUGAUCUGGGCGACAUGCGAAAACGGCUUGGACGCAUGGUUGUCGCUAGCUCUCGCAGUGGCGACCCAGUGACCUGCGAUGAUAUAGGAGCAGGUGGUGCUUUGACCGCCCUUUUGAAAGAUGCCAUUAAGCCAAAUCUCAUGCAAACCCUUGAAGGUACUCCCGUCUUCGUCCACGCCGGCCCUUUCGCCAACAUCAGCAUUGGAGCAUCUUCGGUACUUGCCGACAAACUCGCACUCAAACUAGCAGGCACAGAACCUGAUGAAGAUCACGAAGAGAAGACUGGAUUCGUGGUUACAGAAGCUGGAUUCGACUUUACAAUGGGCGGCGAACGCUUUUUCAACAUCAAGUGCCGGUCUUCCGGUUUGAUUCCGGAUACAGUCGUCAUUGUGGCUACUGUACGCGCUCUCAAGGUUCAUGGAGGUGGCCCAGACAUCGCCCCCGGUGCUCAACUCCAAGAGGUAUACCGAACGGAGAAUGUAGACCUUCUCCGGAAGGGUUGUGUUAAUCUCAAGAAACAUAUCUCAAAUGCGAAGCAAUUUGGCGUCCCGGUCGUCGUUGCUAUCAAUCGCUUUUCGACCGACACGCAAGCCGAAAUCGAUGUCAUCAAGGAUGAGGCGCUUGCUGCAGGCGCCGAGGAUGCCAUUCCUGCAAACCACUGGGCUGAAGGUGGCAAAGGCGCCGUAGAACUCGCCAAAGGAAUCAUAGCCUCAACUGCCAAGCCAAAACCCAAUUUCAAGCUGCUGUACGACCUUGACGGCCCGGUUCAAGAGCGCAUCGAGAAGAUCGGCCAGGUCAUGUAUGGAGCUGGAAAGGUGGAAUUUUCCGAACUGGCGCAAAAGAAGGUAGACACGUACGUUAAGCAAGGACUCGGCAAUCUACCCAUCUGCAUCGCGAAGACGCAAUAUUCUCUCAGUCAUGACCCAGCCCUAAAGGGAGCGCCCACUGGAUUCACGGUUCCAAUUCGGGAUGUUAGAAUGGCGGCGGGCGCAGGCUAUCUCUAUGCUCUAGCUGCGGAUAUUCAGACGAUUCCCGGGUUGCCAACUGCGCCUGGCUAUCUCAAUGUCGAUGUGGACACUGAGACGGGCGAUAUUGACGGCCUUUUCUAG
This is a messenger RNA of Lindgomyces ingoldianus, 2823 nucleotides long. RefSeq names its product FTHFS-domain-containing protein. The coding region runs from base 1 to 2823 and encodes 940 amino acids. NCBI's taxonomy places the organism in Eukaryota, Fungi, Ascomycota, Dothideomycetes, Pleosporales, Lindgomycetaceae. The transcript has 4 exons. Gene Ontology annotation, cellular component: cytosol. Gene Ontology annotation, molecular function: ATP binding; formate-tetrahydrofolate ligase activity; methenyltetrahydrofolate cyclohydrolase activity. The record is from RefSeq and is a predicted model, not a curated record. Gene Ontology annotation, biological process: tetrahydrofolate interconversion.